GUACAUGCAGUACCAGCCAUCACUUCACCAAGAUCUUCAAUUACUACUAUCUUAGGUUGUGGGAAUGCACUUGGAACUCAACAUCCACCAUAUUUUAUCUUUAAAGGACAGCGCAUGAAUAAUGAGCUACUUGCUGAAUCUACACCAGGAGUGUCUGGCUGUGUAACUGACAGUGGCUGGUCCAAUUCAGACACUUUCUUGAAAUACUUGAAUGAUCAUUUUCUUAAAUUUGUUCAAAGGCCAGAUGAAAGCCAGUCUAUUUUACUAAUUUUUGAUGGGCACAGGUCCCAUAUUAACAUUCCAGUCAUAGAAUGGGCCAAGCAACACAAUAUCAUACUAUUUGUACUUCCAGCUCAUACUAGUCACUUAUUACAACCCCUAGAUGUAGGGUGCUUUGGACCACUGCAGCGUGUUUAUAACUCAGAGUGUCACAAAUUCUUACGAACAAGUCCAGAAUCUAGAAUUACUCGGUACAAUGUUUGUAAGUUAGCAUGUUCAGCAUAUGCAGCUGGAUUAUCUGCAAGUAACUUGAGAUCUGCAUUUCAGAAAACAGGUAUUUAUCCGUUUCAACCAGCUGCAAUCUCUAAAGAUGCAUUAGCUCCUGCAGAUGCUUAUCACCUCACACCUAUGACACAAAAUACUGUCUGUUCUCAAAAGCCUUCUGGUGAUCCCGGGGACUUUUUUUCUCCUGACCACUAGUUGAUUGCUAAGAAGCAGGAAUUUGAAAGUAAAAAGGAACAUAAAAAUACUGUUAGCAAAAUAGUAUCUGGUAAAUGUAUUACUAAUCCAGUUGUUGAGAAAAAAAACCAUUGAAUUCUCUGAGGGUCAGAAAAAGAGGAAAACUGAGUCAUCAAAAACAGGUAAAGUGUCUAAAAAUAAAAAGGUAUCAAAAUUACCUAAACCUAAAAAUGUUCAGAAGAAACUCUUGGGAUUUGAACCCCUGCCCGGUCCUUCAAAAGUUGUUGUAUAUCCUUCUGACUCGUCUGACUUCUCAGACACUGAAAUUACUGAUUCAGAAAAAUGUUGUGUAUGUCAUAAAUUUGAGCCUGAGGAACUCAGAAAUAUUGUGUCACUGGUUUUUGUUAAAUUGGCCAAGUGCGACAUUGUUGGAUGUGAUCACUGGACCCACUUGAAAUUUUGCUGUCCUCAAAGGGUUGUUAGGUAUAAUGACAGUUUUGAAUGUCCAUGCCACCAAAGAAAUUCUGAACUGACUGAAGAGUAAAUUAGAAAUGUCAUAAAAAAUGAAACCAAGUGAAAAUAUUGUAAAAACCUUGUUUUUGUUGUGUUUUUCUGUUUUUAUAUUUGCAGAAAUAUUAACCUGUACUGUGGUUAUGCUUCAACUGUGUUGGAAUAGAUAUUUUGAACUGCUGUAUACUUUUAAAACAAUGCAAUGUCAAGGUCACGAAAAUUGGUGGGUUUCCAAAAUGGCUGACUUUAUAUACAUGUUGUUUUUGUAGGGGGAUUGUGCAUCAUUUAAAGGAAGUUUUCAUUUUUUAUAGUUUAUAUAUUGUCUGCUGGGAUAUUGAUUAAAAGCACGUUGGAGAGAAGUAAGAAAAACGACCUCAAAUAUUUGACCUCAAGUAUGACAUUCACCUGUGAUGUUGCGCUUGCCACAUCAACUAACUAUGAGGAACGUUUUCAAAUCUCCUGAUGGAUGAUACAGUUAUUAAACAGACACAUAACGUACCCGGUUAACCUUUAUCAUCGUACAGUGGCAUUGACCUUUGCCUAGUGGAUCGGUGAACAAUUGUUCCAAGCUACAUAAUGGAGCGGAUACAAUAAAGACCUGUGACCAUCAAGUGUGAACUUGGACUUGUAUAUGUAUAUGACUUUUGUGCCAAGUAAUACCAAAUUCUUUAUUGAGUGGUUAAAAGUCGCCGCAUGACCUACGAUUGUGUCGGUGCGACGUUAAACCCAACAAUAAAAAAAUGUGGUUUAGUUAUAAAGCGGACAGGAAAAAUACUAUUGACAUUUGACCUCCAAGUUUAACUUUGGGCUUUAAUUGGGGGUCAUAUACGUUGCGCAAUACACAUUGUCUCAUUAUCGGAAACAUCUGUGCCAAGUAAUAAUAUACUCGUGUAUGGAUGGCACUGUCAUGUAAUGGGUAAAAUCAGGACCGUUCUGAUACCAUGUUUACUUUUUACCUGAAAGUGUGACUACGAAAUUUAUAAUUCAGUCUCGAAGCAUAACGCGCCAUCUUGUUAUUGGAAAAUUUAUGCUAAAAUAUUUAAUUCAUUAGAUGGUAAAUGCACGAAAAGGAAACAAAUCUAUCAUAGUGUGAUCUUGACCUUUAAGCUAGAUGUUUUGGUGUCGCACCUGGCAUACUGUCUUAUUAUGAGACAAAUUUGUGCCAAGUAAUGGCAUGAGCCUUUGAUGGAUGGAAGUGUUAUAGACUGGACAGACCCUGCUAAUACCAUGUUAACCUUUGAUCUCAAAGUGUAAAGUCACAUUCUGAGUUAGACAUGUCAUUUCAUUACAACUAAACAUUUUUGCCAUGUAAUGUUAAAUCCGUUUAAGGGUGUCAGAGUUAUCGGCGGACACGGAAGUGCGGACGGAGAGAUGGUACAUCGGACGAACGGAAAAGCGCAUUCCUGUAGUCCCCAAACUGGUUUUUAAUCAGUAAAGGAAUAUUAAUAAUGAUGAAAAUAUUUCUACAAGUAAAAAUAACAGCUUUUUAAUAUCGAUAAUAUAAAUAGAAUGUGAUUUCAAAUAAGAUUUAAAAGUAAAUGAAGAAUGUUCAAGUAUGCAUGGUGAUAAAUAUAUCACGAACCUAUAUACGACUCAUAAGCAGAACGUUUAAACAGUUUUCAUUUGGCAUUUCAGCAUGCAAAAAAGACCUGUAUUUUUAGAAGGCAUAAUAAACUAAGAGGCAAUGCCACCAGGUAUUACCAAGUUUAAACUGAUUCAAUAAACAUGUAGCCAAUAUUGAAUAUUUUACGGGUAAUGCGUAUAUGUAUGUAAACUUAUUCAAUAGUUUAAAUACACUGACAUGAAAAUGUAUUUUGUGUAUUACAGAAAAUUUAAAUAAGGAAGUAACAGUGCACGAAGUUGCAAUUUUAUAAGAAAAUGUGUAUCAAAACAACAAAUUUUAAUUGAAACUAUGGGUAGCCGAGAAAAACAAGAUGGAGGUUAUAGUUGGAUUAUUUGUUUUUCACUUUUCAUCGUUGAAGUGUUAGUUGACGGUAUUAGGUUUUCCUAUGGGCUUUAUUUUGUGGAAUUUCUCGCCGAAUUCAAAAAGACAAAGGCAGAAACAGCAUGGAUUGGUGGUAUAAUGGUUGGUGUCUCUAACAUUGGAGGCUUCGGUUUUGGCUUGGUGUAUCUAUCUGGAACAGUUGCCAUCAGUCGAUACUUUCUCAAGAAACGGGCUCUAGCAAUUGGUAUUUCUUUUUGCGGAAGUGGAAUAGGGCUAUUUGUUUUACCACCUCUUGUCAGGUUACUUUUUGAGGCAUAUUCAUGGAGAGGAAGUUUGUUUAUUCUGGCGGGCUUGAUGCUAAACUGUUGUGUGUGUUCCGUUUUAUACAGACCUUUACAUCCCGCUGUUACUGCUAAUGAGGAAUAUGAUGUUAAGGGUUGUGAUAAAUCUGCGGCAAAUGAUAAUUGUGUCACCUCUGGAAAUGGACAAGUUGCUCUUGAACAUGCUAGUCCUUUACUCACUAAUGAGAACAGAUUAAUCACUGAUAAACCUGUUAAAGAAAGGAAACCUGGAAGUUCAUCAACACCACGAAGGUUCGCCGAAAUGAAAAAGGAACAGCUACAACCUUUAAAGGAAGGCAAUGAUUUUGCGUCGCAAUGGAGCCUUACUAAAGCUGUGUUAAGCCAAAGUAUUUUUGGUAGCAAUGCUUCUUUUCAAUACAUUAUAGAAAAACACAACAAAACUAAAAAUUCAGUAUUAAGUCUUCAACAGCCAAAUACAAAAGCUGCUGAGAUAGAAAUAAAUAUACAAAAUAAUCGUUUCAAGAGUUCACUAAUAGAAAGUAUGUUUCCAAAAGAAUUAGUGACCAAUAUAAACUUCAUAAUAAUGAUGAUAGCAACGUUUAUGUUGGGUGUCCCGUCCUUUGUUCCAUUUAGUAUGUUACCAGAUUAUGCCCUCACGACUGACUCUUCGCCAUCACAAGCCGCAUGGCUACUAUCUGCAAUUGGAAUUGGAGGUACGAUUGGUCGUAUGGGUGCUGGGAUACUAUCUGAUAUGCCAUGUGUUCACCGUCUUACCUUGAACAGUGUCUGCUUUCUUACAGUCGGGGCAGUUACAGUAGUUGCAGCUAUUUUACCAAAGUAUGAAGUGCUUCUGAGUUCCUCGGUGAUUUUUGGAGUGUUCUAUGGUGCUAUUUACGUCGUACAACCCGUUGUCUUGUUAGAGUACAUUGGUGAACAAUACGUUAGUGAGUUUAUGGGAGUCUUAAUGAGUGUUUAUGGAGUAUCUGGUUUGAUUGGAAACCCUCUUGCAGGGCCUGUGUUUGCCUUUAUCGUAAACAAAGUUGGAUACAGAAAAGCCUCGCUAAUCGGUACACUUGUAGGAACGGCGGGAUUAAUCAGCAGCAGUUAUGCCACAGAAGUGUAUCAUUUAUAUUUAAGUUAUGGAGCACUACAAGGCUUCGGUUUUGGCUUGGUGUAUCUAUCUGGAACAGUUGCCAUAAGUCGCUAUUUUCUCAACAAACGGGCUCUAGCAAUUGGUAUUUCUUAUUGCGGAAGUGGUAUAGGACUAUUUGUUAUACCACCUCUCGUCAGGUUACUUUUUGAGGCAUAUUCUUGGAGAGGAAGUUUGUUUAUUCUGGCGGGCAUGAUGCUAAACUGCUGUGUGUGUUCCGUUUUAUACAGACCUUUACAUCCCGCUAAUGUUACUUUUAAUGAGGAAGAUGAUGUUAAGGUUUGUGAUAAAUCUGCGGCAAUUGAUAAUUGUGUCACCUCUGGAAAUGAACAUGUUGCUCUUGAACAGGCUAGUCCUUUACUCAAUAAUGAUAACAGAUUAAUCACUGAUAAGCCUGUUAAAGAAGGGAAACUUGUAAGCCCAUCAACACCACGAAGCUUCGCCGAAAUGAGAAAAGAACAGCUACAGUCUUUAAAUGAAAUCAAUGAUUAUGCGUCGCAACGGAGCCUUACCAAAGCUGUGUUAAGCCAAAGUAUUUUUGGUAGCAAUGCAUCUUUUCAAUACAUUAUUGAAAAACACAACAAAACUAAAAAAUCACUUCUAAGUCUCCAAAAGCCAAAUACAAAAGCUGCUGAGAUAGUCAUAAAUAUACAAGGCAAUCAUUUCAAGUGUUCACUAAUAGAAAGUUUGUUUCCAAAAGAAUUAGUGACCAAUAUAAAUUUCAUAAUAAUGAUGAUAGCAACGUUCUUGGUGGGUGUCCCGUCCUUUGUUCCAUUUAGUAUGUUACCAGAUUAUGCCCUUACGACUGAUUCCUCACCAUCACAAGCCGCAUGGCUACUGUCUGCAAUUGGAAUUGGAGGUACGAUUGGUCGUAUGGGUGCUGGAAUACUAUCUGAUAUGCCAUGUGUCCACCGCCUUACCUUGAACAGUGUCUGCUUUCUUACAGUCGGGGCAGUUACAGUAGUUGUAGCUAUUUUACCAACGUAUGAAGUGCUUCUUAGUUCCUCGGUGAUUUUUGGACUGUUCUAUGGUGCUAUUUACGUCGUACAACCCGUAGUUCUGUUAGAGUACAUUGGUGAACAAUAUGUUAGUGAGUUUAUGGGAGUGCUUAUGAGUGUUUAUGGAGUAUCUAGUUUAAUUGGAAGUCCUCUUGCAGGUUUGAUUUUUGAUAUCACCGGCAGUUACAGAACUACAUUCUUGGUCGCUGGGGUAAUGUUCACACUUGGCGGUGUGGUAAACUUUCUCGUAUUUUGCACAAAGACCAGUAGAAAUAGCAGACUGCAGGCUAGUCAGGAACAGGAGGUUAUACAAGAAAAUGUUGAAUACAAUGUAUUAUAACUAUUCCAUGUUUAUAUGACGCCUUAUGUACAUAUUUAAUAUAUUUCUAAAGGAGUAGAGUGGGGCCUUAACAGUAUCUUUGGAUACUGUAUCUUUGUCUUUGGUUCAAAGUAUUAUACUGAAAUAAAAAAAGUAGAAAACUACAGGUCGUCCAACACGACGUUAACGAAACUAUUGCAGGCUCUGUUUGACUUAGCCUGUUCGUGGACGGAUUGAACAGAACUGAACAUUUACACAUGUUAUAAGUACCCGAAUAUAACCUAGAGACAUCCACAGAUGUAUUCAUACGGCAAAAUUAGCUUGUUGAAACGUUUUGUUCAUAUUAGUGAGCAACGUUCAGGUAACAUAUACAUUGUUAGUGCAAUGAGACGUUUCAAUUACAAGGCAUAGACAAUCCAGUUUUACGUAUUUUGUCGAAUUAAAAUUUCAAAA
Molecule: messenger RNA, 6355 nt
Organism: Mercenaria mercenaria
Lineage: Eukaryota; Metazoa; Mollusca; Bivalvia; Venerida; Veneridae
Product: monocarboxylate transporter 9-like
Exons: 11
Coding region: 3101-5923 (940 amino acids)
Biological process (GO): transmembrane transport; monocarboxylic acid transport
Molecular function (GO): monocarboxylic acid transmembrane transporter activity
Source: RefSeq, a predicted model, not a curated record